Messenger RNA from Kazachstania africana CBS 2517, 972 nucleotides. RefSeq lists its product as uncharacterized. The coding region runs from base 1 to 972 and encodes 323 amino acids. The record is from RefSeq and is a predicted model, not a curated record. The transcript has a single exon. Lineage: Eukaryota; Fungi; Ascomycota; Saccharomycetes; Saccharomycetales; Saccharomycetaceae.
AUGUCUUUACUUUUCUUAAAAAAAAUGUUAAGAACAGGCGCAUUAUUGGGUUUAUGCAGUUUAAUGCUUUGCGCAAUGCCCGGUUUUGGAACCCAUGCUGUCGCUUUGGUUAAGAGAGGUUGGAAGAGCUUUCUUCUUAAUGCAGGUACUGUAUUUUUUGGUGAGAUUGCAACAGGUGCGUAUUAUGUGAAAGCCCUUACAUGUAAUGAGGCUGCUAUGGUGGCAAUUAUUGGCGCGAACGUUGAAGGUGCAGUGGCUUGUAUUGGUGCUUAUGUUGUCGGUGCUGCUGCUGCGGCUAUAUUUGCUGGACUCGCUGCAGAAGGUGGUAGCGCUGGUUGGGUUUGGUGGAAGGGAUCAGGGAUUGCCAAAAGGGAUACGGUUAUCACUCAAGAGUUACCGCUCGCUAAUAUGACACUGUACGGUGGCCCAGCAGUUACAAGCUAUCAUAUUGACUACCUUAAUCAAACUCUAGGAAAGUAUUUUGAGAAUGUAGGUUUUGUUUCAAAAGCCGGUAAUGGACUGGAAGAUGGCAUUACAAAACGUAGCAUCUUGCCUGAAAUGGUAGUUUGGAGAAUCGAAGAAUCUACCCAUAAUGUGACAGUAUUGGUCGCUGACGAGCAUUUUGAAAAAUCUGUCACUGCUUACAGGUCAUAUAUUGAUAGCAAUUACACCUACUUUGGCAAACGUGAUGACGGCGAAUGGUUAAGUUAUAAUACAUAUGGCUUUAAUGUUGCUGCUUCUGAGUUUUGGGCUUUGGAUAUGAAAGAAGACGCCAAUGCAGCAGCGAACGACAUCGGAAAUAUGGUUGUUUCUCAAAUUCAGCCAUGCACGGAAACAGAUUGUUAUGGGGUAGAAAAUAAAUUCUGUGCUUCUUGGGGAGAUAGUGAAACAAUGGGAGACCGGUCUAUUAUCGUCGGAGAAGUUUAUAUUGCCGCAUACGGGGGAAUUGAUACUGAAUGUCAAAGUGGUUAG